Messenger RNA from Eruca vesicaria subsp. sativa (arugula), 363 nucleotides. The record is from the annotation of a GenBank genome assembly. NCBI's taxonomy places the organism in Eukaryota, Viridiplantae, Streptophyta, Magnoliopsida, Brassicales, Brassicaceae.
AUGAAAGGGCAUUGGGUAAGAAACAAGAAGCUGAAGCUGCUAAAAAGAAGAGGCGUUGAGACCCGCAAGCUUAUCUUCAAGAGAGCUGAGCAAUAUGCCAAAGAAUACGCCACAAAGGUUAAUGAAAUGGAGCUGAUAUACAAGAGGGGUUAUGGAAAGCUGAACCAUCAGAGGAUAGCACUUACAGACAACUCGAUAGUGGCUGAAUCAGGUCUAGGCAAGCACGAUAUCAUCUGUGUGGAGGAUCUGAUCCACGAGAUCAUGACCGUUGGACCCUCAGAAGCCAACAACUUCCUCCGGCCAUUCCAGUUGAAGACACCACUCGGUGGACUUAAGAAGACGAGUCAGUUCCGUCAGAACUGA